Molecule: messenger RNA, 15371 nt
Organism: Colletes gigas
Lineage: Eukaryota; Metazoa; Arthropoda; Insecta; Hymenoptera; Colletidae
Product: AF4/FMR2 family member lilli-like
Exons: 2
Coding region: 5839-7062 (407 amino acids)
Source: RefSeq, a predicted model, not a curated record
UGUAAUUGAUAUUAACAUAGAAUUUUAAAUAUGUGUGUUUACAAUUUUCACUAUUUUUAUCCAAUUUGGAUGAAACUUUUGUUGCUUCUGUUUCGAUGGAUAAAAAUAAGCUAUUUAAUUUGGUGAAAUAUUAGCUGCAAAACAGGUCACAAGUUAAAUUAAUUUUUGUCUAUCUAAAACGAAAUAUUCAGGAUUAAUUAGGUACAGUUGAUUCCAAGGUUAUUACAUACUUAACAUUUUAUAUCGAUUAAUAUUAUUUUUUGAGUGAAUGAAAAAAGAUGGUCGAACCGUUCAAAUAAACGCAAAAACGAAUAACAUCGUUACUUUACGACCUCUAUUUACCCACCUUCCUGAUAUUAUAUUAAUAACAAGUAAUAUUUUUUAGAACUAACAAAAAACAGUUGCAAAUUCGAAAAUUUAGAUAAUGUUUUCAUAUAUUAUAUAAAUUGUGAUGAAAGUAAUACAAAACCACUUUUAGUUUAGGGUCAAUUUAAAAUAUAUGCCCUUUAAAAAAAUUGCAUAUUUUUCUCUCCCAUUGAAAUAUCUCCAGAACGACGAGAGAGUUCGAAAAAUAUUGUAGUUGCACACAAUGUUCCAAAACGUUCGAAUUCGAAUAUAUAUCCCUUCGACGCUAAAUUGAAUAUUUGGGAUCAUUCAAAACAUAGAUGGCUUAAAACAAGAUCAUUUCAAUGCCCUAAAUGCUAAAAAAUAUUACUCAUUAAUAUCAUUAUCGAAGGAGCCAAAAUAUUGAUAAUCACAUUCGAUGGAAAAUUUUCAGUUUUAAAGGGAGACUUGUUUUCAUUGAACAGUUAAUUUCAUCGGAAGCAAAGUAGAAGGAACUUUUAUGGAAGUAUCGAGCAGACGCCGAACGAAGAUAUGAUUUUAACGAUGCAUGCUUCUUAGCUUCGUCUUUUGUUUCGAUCGAAUCGAUCGUCGAGUGCUUCGUGUUCCGAGCGAGAGAUUCGUAAUUAAUUGAACCCCAGUUGGCCAGACUCGGUCGUAAACGUAUGGCAAAAUAAAUCGACGCGACCAGACGUCCAUGAAGUAUGUCAAUGCGUGUAUGUAUCCUUGACAUAGCAUGCGCCAGGAAUCAGUCUCCUAGAAAACGGGAUACGCAAGUGCACAGAGUCUCCUUCGUUUCCGGUUCUCGUCCCCGUCCCCACGUGAUUUCUGUCUUUAUUUCUUUGUCUGCCUCUUACUCUUCUUCUGCCUUUCUCUUUGCACCCUGCGGAUCGAACGACGACAAUACGAGACGUCGACAAGGACUUCCGGAAGUCGGACGCUGAUCGGGGAGAGUACAGAGAAUACACACACGGAAAAAAAAAAUUACAGAUAAAAAAAAAAUAACAGUAAAGGAUAACCGUACGAACCGUAUUGCGGUGAUAAAUAAUAUAUAACAUAAAAAAAAAAAAUAUAUAUAUAUAUAUAUACAAAAAGAACAAAAAGUGCUGCGAUUGGAAUGCGUGGAAUGAGCUGCUUUGGAUGUGUAGGUGAUAAGACGUUUAGCAACCCCUAACGGGGGGAGAUAUCACGCCCGCAUCCGCCCCCUUCGUCACUCACCUCAGUUCUAACAACAACAACUACUAAAAACAACCACGCACAUGAUCAGCCAUCAUCGCGAAUCAUCAUGUACCACCGCCAUGAAAACCAUCAUCAUCAUCAACAACAUCCGAACACCAUCAUCACGAAUCACCACGGUUUAAGUCUCCUCGAGUCUCCACGACAUACUCCGAAAUUAGUGGCCCGAAGACAUGCACGUGACCUCUUCCCUGAUCCAGGCCCUGCCAGGGAGGAACCAACAGGUACACUGAUCACACGUUAAUCACGAUUCUAAUCGAUCGAAACGAAGGGAAACAGACACACACGCCUCCGUGCCCCUCGUCCCAGACUUCCCCACGUCCAUGUCGAACACCGCGUAAGCUGAUCGAUUAGUUUGGACGAAGUGACCGUCGAUGCCCUCUACCGAUUCUCCAACGUUGCUUUGCGUCAGCCAUCGAAGGAAUUUCGCGCAAUCGGACGGGAUCGAUGACGAAACGAGAGGCGUUUGGUGCUAAAUCCGAACCAAGGCAAUCAUUGAUCGAAGGAAAAGAGGUCUUUCGAUCGAUGCUGGUAUUCAAUGCUAUUUAAAAUCGUUUCUGCGUCCGGGCGCUCGAAUACAUUUAGGAUUGAAUAAUUUAGGUAUGCAUAGGUAUCGAGAAGCAUUACCGUCCAUAAGUUCAAUUGCACCCGGGAAUCUGAAUAACGCUAACCUUUCAGAACUAUUUGCAUCGUCGAGUAUUAUGGUACAUGGAACGUUGGAUGUGUAAUAUGUGUGGUUUACGUGUAAUAAUUAAUCGAACUUUGAUCAUUUUUGUACCUUUCGACAACUACCUGCUCAAGAACGGAAUUUUAUAAAUGGAAAACUGUUUGAAAUAUCGAUUUAACAUUUUGCACCAUUACUUGCACACAUCUUACGAAGUUACACGAAUUUUUUCAUUGAAAAAUGUGUAAUAGAUUCAGAGCUGUAGACUGUUGUCUUAAACAUUUUGGAUGAAACUACCCUCGAAGUUACCUGACCUUUUUCGUAUAAAUUUGCUAUUUUAACGCAUUAAAAAAGUAGAUCUAUAUAAAGGUAUCACAUUUUCCGUUGCUUCUAAAAUUGAAAGACUUUACUUUAUAUUUACCUUCAACUUUGCACUCUUUUCAGUUUUAAUUUUUAUUUUCCAAAAUUAUACAACGACAUACAGAAUAGUUGCAAUCAUACUUAUGGACGGUUUAUGCAGAAUAAAGUUAAAUAAAAAAUACAGUACUGCCUCGUUUCUUGCAUCAAUAUGAGUUAGGGACACUUGCAAACUGAAUCACUAUUACCACUGCUUUUUUUCUGCAAUAGUACACCUAUACGUAAUCUUUAAAUCAUAAUCAUACAAAGUAAGUAAAAGUAGAGUUUUAAAAGAAAUCAUUUUAUCAAAUAUUGGAUAACACGAGCGCUUUUCUACAGUCUAUUAACAAAAAUAAAUAGUGUGUACAAUAUUCCACUAUUGUAAUAGUCACUUCUAGAAUUAAAAUCCUAUUUGAGCGGCCCAUUUCAGCUCGACCAGUUUCGAGAACAAAGUCUCGUCCAAACCUAUCUGUAUGAAAGCUGAUAGUUUCAAUUUGAUUGCAAAAAAGCGAGGCAAUGCUCUAGUCUGCUGUAUCCAAGCAAGUUGCAUGUAUCUAGAUGAGAAAAAUAUAAAGUAUCGUUCUAUUAUUCCUGGAAAUAAAUAUCAUAUUUUCACGAGGAAAAUGAAAGGGCGAGGUUGCAAUGAAUAUGACAAUUUUACUUACUUUUGCGAUCAAGAGAAAUAGAUUUUCUCUAGCACCAAACACCAUCGACUCGAGAAUCUCGACGAGUCCCUUUGCGCGAAAUCUAUGAUCUCUGUCAAAUAUUAUGUCACACCUACGAUAGAAAACAACGCGUAUGCGUACAUAUUACGUGGGCGUGUAUAUGUUGUACAUGUACACCUGCUGGAGAUCGUGCCUUCGAGAAUGCCACGGUAUGUAUGCCACACAAAUGGCGGAACUCGAGUCAAAAGUCACGCCUAACCCACACGCGUCGCGUGGAUUGCGUAUUUUCCUGCUCGAUGAUCAACCCUCUGCCAAAUUCGCAUAGAUCUCCUCGAAAUUUAUAAUAAACGACGUUCUCAGACGGAACUUUGGAUCGGAAAAUAAUUUUCAAUUCGAUGUUCGAAAGAAGCAACAAACUCAGGCGUGAAAAGUAAUGUUGUAGUGAAUUAAUUCAGAAACUCGGGAAAAUAUACAAUGGACGCGCGUGUAGGAACAGAGGCAACAAUUUUUUCGUUGCACCGCGACGCACCGUGCACAGAUUUUCUCUAAAAUCGAGUCAUAUUCACCGACUGUGGGAAUUCGUGUCAUUGUCGACACGAAUAGUUUAAAUUGGACCGAUCUGAUUAGUCGAGGCGUGCAUCGAAAUCAAUGCACGUUCACCGCUUUCACUGUGCUCCACUGAGACAAGAUUUAGCAUCGAUGACUGGAUCGUCAGUCACGGUGAAGAUAGAUUAUCGGUUAUGCUAUGAGCAGGAUCACGUAAGCCAUUGAUGGAUGACAUGGUUUGUGCGAGGAGUACCUGGAUUCAUUGUAAAACGAGACAAUAGUAUUAUUUUGGAGCAACUGUUGUGAAAUAUUGGAGGCUCGAAACACGGGAAGAUCGACAGUUGCUUAGUAAAAAUUUUUAAUUUAAAGUAUACAUUGAAAGAGACUUUGGAAAAUUUGAUUUAAUGAUAACGAACAAGCUUUUGUUUAUGUUUGAUUCCUAAAUUAGAGUAACAACAGAGCCCAUUGUUGAGACAGAAAAAUAUAUAUACAAACCUAAAUUGCAUUUAUAUUGACGACUAAAUCAAUUUUGAAUUUUAAUAAAAGUACAAAAAAUUUUUCAAAGCUUAAUUUGACCUGUGUCAAAAUCGAAUCGUAGUACGAAAAUAGAUUGAGGAAUCGAAUAGUCGAUUCAGUGUACUCCUGUCACAGCUUUGUUAGUUGGGAAUUCUGUAACGAGAAAGAGGUGAACGGACAUCAGCCCAGAUGCUGGAGAACGGGGAACAACAUGGCCGUGCGAGACUUUUGAUUCGUCCCGUAAGAAAUACAUAUUCAUUCGAUCAUUUUCUUUGAUGUGCAAGUUCAUUCUUUACGUAACGCGUACACUGGCUGAGCCAACAAUCGGGGCCUUAUAUGUUUCAUCAACUAUUAACUUCGCGGAAAGUUGUGUUGAACGCUAUUCGUUUGAUGCUGGUUGAUAUUAAUCUUAUGCUACAAAGAGCCGAUAGUUAAUUGCAGACUGUUCUUAAUCGCAGUUUAAUAUUUAUAAUCCAGGCCAUUUCUAUAAUAAAGCUUCCAAAGAAUAUUUUACAAAAUUUAUAAUCAAGAACUAGAUUUUCAUACAGUGCGAUUAAUUUAUUUACAGAGAGUUUAUUUAAGUUAUAACUUAUUAAAAAAUGUUUGUAGUUAUAACUGACUAAAUACUACUUAUUGAAUUUUUUCGAUCUCCAAUCCUCACAAGUCCAAGAUUUAUAAUACAAGUUAAGGAGCUUGCUUCAACACCAUUUCCUCUGGAGUGUAGUUUAAAGAAACAUUUUAGGUUUUAUUCUCAGUCUGUGUACGUACACAUACACGAAUGAAUGGUUACUCUUAAAUAUGUAUAUUUUUCUACAAUACGGAAUGUGUUUGUCCUGUUUACGUCACACACAUAUAUACGUACUAUCUAUAUAUGUUUAUAUAGGGAGUUCCAUUUGUCAUAAGUAUCUUAAACAUCUCUGCUGCUAUUGAAGGUAUGAGAUAUAACCAAGGGAAAGUUGUACAAUUGCUACAAGGCUACUUUUUUCAUUCCAAGUUCAUCAGAAACGAAUCAAAAAUUAGCGUCGAAUCGUUUCCCAAUUUAGUAUUAAAGCUGGGUACAGUAUUCAUGUUUGCUUGACCUUUCGUUAACGCGCUUAGAAGCUAUUAUUAAUCCUCGUUCAAUAGUUCAAACUUUAUGUCUAAAUUAGUCCGUACAAACCAAGUUAGAUUGAGAGACUAUUGGAACAGUCAAGAAGCAAAAAUGGACAAGAUAUUUAUUUAUGACAAAUCAAGACGUAUCCUUCUCGUUCACGUUUCCUCAUUUUGAAAGUCACUUCAUGAUCAUCUUGACUUCGACCUUAGUCGUAUGCUCGUAUUUUCGAAAGCAGCAAACAUAGUUGACGCACCCAUGACAAAUGGGACCCUCCGUAUACACAAAAUGCACCACUUAAAAAAAAAAAAAUCUGUACAUUUAUAUUAAUCUGUAUAAUUUUCUGUUGACUUGAUAUCAUCAUCUCCACUGUGACUCACUGAAUGUUUUUACCGCCCAGUUAUAUAUAUACUCUCUCUUCUCGUUCUUGUACGUCUCAGACACGUUCUUGCCCAUCACGACUUACUACCACUAUCAUGGCCAAUCGUCGUAAUCGAUGCACGAGCAGCGGGACGGUCCGAAAGUCGUCAAGUCGCGUCAAGGCGAGCCGAUCCCAGGCCCAAGGAAGGACUUUGCGACUGUUUGGCACCGACCUGAUGCGACAUGCGAUAAUACUACGACGUUCUCCUCGCGAGCUCAAAGCCACGAACGAGAGCCUGAAGAGCCUCCAGACGCAGUUGGAGCUGGCGUACGCCUCGACCGCGUCCUCCGGAGCAGCCGUGGCGGGUGGAGUUGCUGGUCUCGGGAUAGGUAGCGUAUCAAGUGCAGGCGGUACCGUCCUUGGGGGUAGCGUGGCGGUUCCAGGCGGCGUGCCCGGUAGCACCACCCUGACGGCUAUCAUGGAGACAAAAGACGCGCGUAUACAGACCCUGGAGAAGGAGGUGUCGUUGCUCGAGACUGAGUUACAGCGUAUUAAGGAGUGCGGAGGUAGACUAAGGGAACAGCUGCUGAAAGCCACCGCCGUCCCCAGCGGCGGCGGUAGUCUGCAGCAGCAGCAGCAAUCGCAACAAUCGGCGUUACAGCAACAGCAACAGCAACAACAACAACAACAGCAGCAAAGUUUGCUAGCUACGGGAGGUAUUGAGUCGCAAGUGCGACAGGGAUUGGUGACUGCCAUGGGUGGUUCGCAGCAGCCCGGCACGUUGGACUUGGCCAGGGGACCGUCCGUGAUGACCUCGCUGGUACCGUAUGGUCACUCGUCGUCCACGGCAUUAACCAGUUCAUUACUUGCCGGUUCGACAGGUGGGAUCAUGAGCGGCGGAGGAGGUGGGGGCGGUUCCUCGUGCCUGGCCGGCAUCUCGUCGGGCGCUACCACUGGCGUGGUCAAUCCCUAUACCGAUCGUUACGCCGAUCAUCAUCUCCAUCAGCUUCAUCAUCAUCUUCCUUAUCAUCAUCAGCCUCAUCUCCAUCAACACCACCAACAGCAGCAUCAGCUGCAGUUGCAGCAUCAGCAGCAAAUGCAGCAACACUUGAAACAAAUUGAGCCAGCGGCGCAGGGCGCGCUGGCGCUCCACGCGCACACCUUCAACAAGCACGACAUGAACUUCAAACGGCAAGUAAGUUUCUUCAUCAACAACGUGCGCAUCGAAAAGAACGACGCCGUCUAGGGACACCCGAACGGAUAUCUCUCCUCCGAUGCGUCACGCCGGACCUCGCGCACCGCAGGUGCCUCCGCGUGAGUACACAACCCGAUCUCUCAUCAGGUAUCGAGAGAAAAGGGAUAUAUCACGAUACCUUGCGUCUCGUUUCGAGAUUCACGACAAAAAAAAAAAAAUGAGAGAAACAGAGGCCGAGCGUCCGUUUCACCGAUCCUCGAGCCAAGGACGUGGGGCGUGACGAUCGCGAAGAAGCCAACCCCGGACUCCCGGAGAUCCGGUAUCUUCCCUACCCCAAACCCCGGAUUCGGACGUUCAAGUCUUCGGAUGCUUGAGUUAGGAAGAGAGAAUGCGUGUCAGUGAGAAAGAGAGAGUGUGAUCAAUGAUGUCGAGGCGCAUGUAGCCGUACGUGUCUGUUACCUAGUCUCCGUAGAGAGGAAAUGAAGCCGAACGAGCGCGCAUCGCCCAGGAAGCUGCACGACGUGGUCGUCAUCAAUCGUUCAGGUUGAAACGUCCCGUGGAUCCUUCGAUGCCUUUCGUUUUCUCUUCCGACCGCCGUAUACGAGUCCGUGAGACCAAAGACGACGCUGCCCCAUCGAACGACCACUUCUUUCAUUAACGCUAUCGAAACGCACACACAACCUAACCCCUAAAUGGCUCGAAAGAAACCACCCCUACCCCCCCCCCGUUGGUCUAAGGCACGAUACGCUUACUUUUCUACUUUUUAUUCGUGAACCGCGUCGUUCGACAGGCUUCCCCUCGAGGAUCGAGAACGAUAAUCUGCGUUUCGAUUCUCAUCGACUCGUAUACGAGCACGUAUACACAUUAGCGUACCUGUUUUCUUUACCUCCCGACAUCCAUUUCUCAUCGAACAGCAGAGUUUCUAUUUUUUGACUCGAUUGUACCUGUUUAAGAAGUCGUAGGUGUACGAGAAGAACCGGCGGGAAACCCAACGUUCGUUCCCCGCGUCCGCGCGGUCAACCUUGAUCCCCGUGACCAUCAUCGAUCGGUCUUCCCCGCGAUCGUCCCGGCGAUUUUUUGGGCGUCCAGCCCUCGCAACAUCCCCAUUUGCCUCUUCCCUGCCAGGACGAAUCGUUUGAUCGCGCGACGACGACGGGGAACAACGGGUUUCGAGCAGUUCCGAGAGAAAGUCAAUGAGAAAGUCACAAUUCGGUAGCUUCUACGUGUUAAGUCCGAGAGCAACCGUGCGUACCUAAUCUGUAGGCCUUAGAAGAUGAUAUAUGUUGUUGAAUUCUGGGAUGUCUAUAGAUGUUAACGUUGUACAACCUUGAUUAGAAGAGCGUCUUUAGUAGGAGACAAAGUUGUUUCGAUUAUGUUAGAGUCUCGCUACGUGUACGCGGCACGCCAUUCCGUGAAACGUCCAUGAUAUGACACGUGUCUUUUGAUCACUUUGCAGAAGAGAUUCCGAUGAGAUAUUCAAGGUUGGAAAAUAGUUUUGUAUAUUUAAACUCGACGUGUUAAUUAUCACGUUUCUUAGUUGAAGCUUUAGUACAGCAUUAGUCAUAUAAAGAUCAAUUUUUACUUUGAAAUACUAUUACCACCUGCACUGCCCUAUAACUUAAAACUAUUAUUGUCUCUGUAUAAAAUUGUAGAAAUAACACAUGGAUCUGUAGAAGUUCAUCAAGUCUGGUAUAAGAUUAAUAAAGUCUAAAUUAAUGUUGCUUGAGGUAUCAUCAAAUCAGUUUUCAGUGAAGUGAAUAGUCCAAGAUUUAUCAAAUUAUUUUUCUGCGAAGCGACCCAAAGGACUCGUGUCCUAUCACGGACGUGUCAAAGUAGCCAGGCGUACGUGUAGAUUCGUGGUGCGUGUACCAAACGUAAACGACGUUGCAGAAACGUGUGAACAGAGGAAGAAAGCGUGCGUGUACAGAGCGUGGGGUAGACGAGGGAAAGUAAAGAAGCUUCCAACGAUAUAUUUUCGUAGCUCAGAGCGUUUUAACCCGCCUCGAUGUCCACCAUCGUCCCCAAAAUGUUGGUGUCAUCCCCUGUGUAGGUGCUAUACCUAGCUUAACCAAACGAAAUCAGGCGUAUCGAUUACGAAGCGUUGCGUGGACGCGAAUUGAAAGUUAAAAUUCUCAACCUUCUAUUUCCGAUCGUUUACGUGCCCCGGAAUACAUGAUUUCCCACGUUCGGGGGUUAGCGACAAUCUUUAUUUUUCUACUAAAAGAUAGGACUGGUUAUCCUUAUCGAGGGUUAGGUCUAAAUUGUACAUUGAUAAAUUAACGAACGACGUUCGCGAGUGAACGUUUCAGACACGACCUGUGCUCUCUUGUACCGUAAUCGGACGAUCGGGGCAGGCUACAUAGGACAUUCUGGCAUCCGUGGAAUUGCGGUGGUCGAGCUGGGUAUACCCUAAUCGUUAGCCCUGCAGGGAUAAUCCCCCUUUUCCCCCCGGUGUUCCCACCCGAGGAUGGAACCGUGGCAACCGGAACUCGACGUGCGUUGCUCACCAGGACAUCCCCGAUCUCCGGACUUCCUUCCACCUCGACGAUGUUUGACGAAUAUCACGUGUUAACCAUCUUGGGGACGACUCUACGUUCGCAAGGUCCACACUGAGCCUAAACGAAAGCACGUUCACGUUUCUACCGAUCCUCUUCGGACUCUUGACACAAGAACGAGACUCGAAACGGUCUAACGCGAGCCUGGAAAUUACAAUAAUCGAACGACUAAAUAACAAUGACACGCAUAAAAGAACGACAAAAUACGAGAGCCGAUGGAAAGAAACGAUUUUGUUUUCACCUUCUAUGCCACCCUGUCGCUUCUCUCUGUGUACCCGUGCCUGUGCGUAACGAUUCUCCUUGAAACCUUGACAGCCUCGAGGCCGCACCAGCGUUACAAGAACGCCUCGAAAGGAACCGGUGAAAAGAAAACGCAGACAAGUCGAAACGAAAAAAAUACCGAAAUAGCCCUGUUGCACGUUCUUUGGUGAACCCCAAGGGAUCCCAUGAAUCUCGUUCCGGUGAACCCCGAUCCGACUUUAGUUUCGAUUCUCUUCAGUGAUUCUAUGUGUCUUGAAAUGAACACCGACCUUCUUCCAUAUUUAGAACGAUCUAUCUUUCCAAUCUCCUCGAUACAGACAGAGUACAGGCCAAAGGGUGCAUCAGUGGCAAGAAUGACGACUCAUCAUACUAGAGUCGAAUUAACGAAGAUAACGUCGAUUAAAAAUGUGAAUAAUAAGAAUGGAGAGAAAGAAAGAACGAUUGCGUUCAAUCGUUUCCUGAUUCAACUUGACCCAUCCUCUAUCCUCGUCCACUUGUCCUUUUGUUCGUGUCUCGAACAAAGAAUUCUCCGCACGUGUUAAACAUUUACCACCCCAGUUUAUGAUUUAUCGUUGAAAAGAAAUUAUUUCCCCAAAAUUUGGUUUCUCCAUCGUUGCCAUAAACGUUCGCCAUCGACCAUGCUUGUCACGCACUCACCCCACACGAAAUAAAUAAAUUCACCCAAUGUAGAGUCGUUUCAUCCCAUACUACGAGGAUCAUUGUUCAACGUCGCUAAAAUUACCAAAAUAUCAUCCCUCUGGACAUCUCGGGUUCCUGCAACAUCCCCUAUUGGCCCUCACGGUAGAUUUGGCAACGAUCUGUCCAUAUCCCUCGCUCCCGUAAUAUCAAUUUCGUUCGAUUUUCGGUAACCACGACACUGAACAAGCGUAAAAUCACAGUCACCACGUUCACGGACCACGAAAAGGAUCGGUUGGCACAAGUCCUAUCCUUCAACAAACAUGCUUCAUCCAGCCCAUAAACUCUUUAGACUUAGCCAAUCAUUGCUAAAAAAAAAAAAAAAGAAAAUCGUGUCACACUCAUUUCCAUCGUCUCCCGAUUCGUUUCACCCGAAUCUAGCAUUUCGAAGGGACUUUCGCCGGCCACCAUCGAUCAUUUCAUUCGCAGACCAUCGCUCGAUUAGGUGACAAGCAUCAUAGACGGUGUCGGUGCUAAGGGUACUCGUCUCAUCGCGGCCAUAACGUUCACGAAAGGAGUCGAGAAUCGUUUCAUCGCGAGAUCAUCGUCGUUCGCAAGCCAUUCUCUCGUCGCGUAGAGUUCGAAUGCAAAUUUAUCGUUCCAGGCAUGAUGCAUGCGUCAGAGAGUAGGGCGAGGUAGACAAUUGUUUCUCGCUAGCACCAUUUUCAGGCUCGUUCGUAUGGAGGCGUCGAUCCUUUGGCGUCGCUCGCGCGGUCGCGUCAACUCCGAAACGAGUCUUAUCGGUGGCUAUUUUAAAGACUUGAAGUGAAGAACAUUUUUAAAGAGAUCCGUAACAUUAGAUAGAGCUUCCAGCAUCGUUCGUUGUUUAUUUCAAGUCUUGAGCUUUCGUCGAGAUUGCGCGACUGUCGCCCGAUACGACAAAGAUUCGCGUUCAUACAAUAGACAACGAGCACAAACGAGAUAUUUUUUUUCUCAACUACUCUUCUUCAUCGAGACUAGCGAUUGUUAUUAGAAUCAUCUAGGAAUUCGCAGGUCGACUGGGUUUCCUUGAUAUCGUCGCGCCGAGACUAGCGGUAAAUCUACGAAGUACUCGAAUUAAUAAAUUAUCUAUAUUAUCGUGUUCAUAUACACUGUCCAUAGGAUUAAAUGGUAUAACGUAUAAUUUUAUAUACGACACUUUAACGUUUAGCUAUAACUCGAUCGAAGUCAAUAUUCUCGACGCGCAAUUAGCGGCAAGUACAAAUACGGUAAAACGUAGAGAGUGAGAGAGGGAAACGGUGAAAUUAUAUUUAGAAUUUUCCACGAUGGGAAUAAAUAAUACGGUAGCUGAGCCCUGUAGGUUUUCUCUUUGGCGAACUCGUGAUAUCCUUUAGGGAACUUUAAAUCGAGUCGAAUUUUCGGCGUUCCAGCGAUAACAAGGAAUCCCAGAGGAGGACUGGUAACCGCUGGAUAAACUAGUCCGGCCGAUUGUCCGCUUCACGCCGUUCGAAAACCACUUUUCGCCGUCGGUUUAUCUAUCGGCCGUAGCGAGAUCGGGCAAAGUUCGAUCGUAGAGAGUUCACGCGCCGAUCAGCGGCUGCGGGAACGAUUUCGUUCGUUUCGCGUUUGUUCGUGUUUGUUCGUGUUUGACCACGCUUAGUCCGCCGUGCGACCAUCCAUCCGUCCGACGUUUCACCUACAUUCACGAAUUCAUCGUUGGCGUUACGAAGUACGAGAUCUUAGAAGCGCAUGCGAGUCGUGUUUGUGCAUGCUGCAUGAUACGCAGAUGACUCCGGUUUCGUUACACUCGACGCAUCCACUCAUCAUCUAGCUGUCUGUCGUCUCUCGUUGAUCGAUUAUCGAUAAGGUAAACGAACAAGCCGGGAUCACCAUCGUCCUCUGCGCGAGGCUCGUAGCUGGCCAGCUGUCGAGCGACGAAACGAAAGGGUCGUUCGGUUUAAACUAUUCGGCUGUUACGCCACCGCGUUUCUCGUCUUUCCCUCGCUAAAUCGUGGACGUUCUAUCUACGAUAGCUGUUCUCGUCGAUCUUUAACCAUAGCUGAUCUUUCGUCCAUGGGACGCGUGCAACGUAACUCGAUAACUAGAAAUAAUUUGGUAGUGUAUAGUCCGAGCGAAUUCGAUUGACCGCUCAAGUCCGUUCCCCCUACCGCGUUGCAAGUUGCUCGGAACACAAUUUAAACUUUUACUGGCUCUCUGCUCGAGAGACAGAAUUUUCAUCGCGAGAGGGGACAUAGCGGUGACCUCGAACGGCCAGACUAUCCAAGAAUAUCCAAGAAAAUAUAGCCUGAUGAUUUUUCGCCUAGAGAAAUUUAGAUUGUCGUUUUAAAUGCAACGAGGUCUCCGUGAACGCUUCAACUGCCGAGUCUAGAAUUUUCAUACUUCUAUCCUUCCGUAAAAUUUAGAACCUUUUAAACAGUUUAUUGUUUGCGAUCGAUAAUUACGUAAAGUCUGUUGACUUGGCAGUUAAACAUGACCUUUGAAUAAUAUUUCGUGUUUGUGCUAAAAGAAUAGAAUUCGUGGAUAAACCGAACGAUGCCCUUCGUCACUCGUCUAGGCAUAAGGGUACAUUAGCAGUUAAGCUAGAGCUAAGUUAGCAAUAAGACGGCAAUGGAUGGCAGUCCCCAACUCCGCUGAACUCGUCCAAUUCCCUUUUCUAUGGCCAUAACGUAACGACCGUCGAUGAAACGCGCCGCGAUCGUUAAUAACGUUACUGCUCUUAACGAUCGUACGGAAUAAAUUUUGUACGUGACCGGAAUUAGCAGGGAAACAAAUCAGCGAACGACAAAAUCCGAUCACGUUCGCCCGCGCUGCCCGAAAGCUUCCUCCUUCCGUGGAUCGAACGCCGAGGAAUCGGGAGCAACGUGCAGUAAUCGCGGCGUAACAAUAUUAUUGUUCGAUGCUCGGUGCAAUUUUUUCGAACGAGGGAAUAGAAAAGUCAGCUUCGCCCUUUCGGUGCAUCGUUAUUUCGAUAAUUCUUUGGGGUUAGGAGCAAGCGUUGAUCAUAGUCGCUGGUGGUCCAUACGGAAGCUAGAUCAUCGCGAAAGUUUUCGGUAAAAUGUGUUUAAUGAACAGAUCUUUUCAGCAAUUGAGCAGCGAAAGGGUCGAAAGGUGAGAACGAUUGGAAAAGAGGAAGGCGGAGUUGGGCGGCCUUCGUGGUGAGCGAAGCAUUAUUAAAUGUGGUGCCCCAAUAUUCUAGCUUUCUGAGGAGGUAAGGAUAUUCUUCACCCAACAAAGCAGCACUUCCAAGCCAUCACCCAUCCUUCGUAUUCCAUCUACGUGAUUACCGUAUUAUGUAACGGAGUGUUUCGAUGUUCCGUAGUAACACUUUCUCUUACACAAAACACACACACACUCUUUCUCUCUCUUUCUGUCUAUUGGGGGCGGUCAGCGAGUUCACGGACGACUUCUAACCCAGUAACGCGAUGUCGUUGACUUUGUCAAUUUUCGGAAACCGUGACUGUUCUACGAAAAGUAGUCCACGAUGCUUUAACCGGUUUUAACAUUCGAUAACUCGUAGUAAGCUUUGUCAAACUUUACGCGUUGCUGGUAACGGUUUAUCGAGUCUCUUGUCAAACUCUUUCAUUAAAUUUCUCUCGAAACUUUAAAAGUUCGACGAUACUCUUAAUUGGUAACCAUCGCGAUUUAAUAUGGAAGUAAUUUUCGUUGUACGAUCGACGCACAAGAGCCACGAUGAAUCCUUCCAGCGUGAUACCAAUGGAGACGAUCACGUUCGAGUUGAAACUCGCCCGGGAAGUCAUCAGCCGUCCCCAACGUCUGUCUCUGUAUCUUUUUUUUUAUCUGUCCCUUUCUCUGGUGUGAGUCGUUGCUCUGACUGUUCGCAAUCAUUCACGUACCGCGCGCAAAAGCGAUCUCCGGGGCGCGACGCCUUCUCCGCGUAUGGCGCGGUCGUUCGUCGUCGGACGACAAUACGGAGAACGGAGAAGACGGAACGCCCGCGUUCGACACUUUCCUGCGUACGUGCGUGUGUGUGCAGCCUAACGAUAAUCGUAGAUAGUCACGUAGAUUUUACUACUAUAUUAUUUUUCUGUGGUUCUCCGUGGCAGUCGUUGAGAAACACCCGAGGAACCCGAGACGAUGAACGCCGCCUUGCGGAACGAGCGGUCGGAACCGAUCGCUCGCCUCUCCGUAGACCUGUUGUUUAUUACUUGGCACGACAUAGAAUGUUGGAGCGAUGCGUGGACGUCCUCCUCGGACGAGCAGCCUCUGGUCCAAGCAAUUCGCGACGAUCCAUUUCAAGCACCAAGCUCCUCGUAAACAGUCACUAUCUUGGUACUUUCUCGUUGUCAGGACUUAAAAAGCGGAAUAAGAUGCAAAUUUCCCUAAUUAUCGAUUCCUUAACUUUGUCAACUUGUACCAUCCCCUUAUCCAAGACACUGUCUUCUCCAACCAACUGCUUCCACUGUAAAAACGUUGUAAUUUUAAAUCGAGAGGCGUAACGAUCAGCGACGUUUACUUGGACCAUCGGGGUCGUUGGUUGCCAAGGAGGACCGCGACAUCCGCUCGACGCUGCGUACUCUACUAGUUGAUUAGCUAGAAAACGUUUAGCUGUGUAACUCUGCUUGCAAUCCCGCCGCGGAAUCUCGUUCGUAGAGCCCGCGACGGGAUCCUCACGCGGCCUGCCGACCCCAGUGUAGAUCAGACGAGCGUAGUAGGUACGUACACGAAAAUAAAGAGAGAGACACAAUACAUAAUACGUCCUAAUCUAUUCCCAAGGCCCCCGUUGCUCCCUGGACCGCAACCAUCUCCAAACACUCGCUCCACACGUAUGAAUAUAUCUCUCGUACACGCAGGAAACACUGUUUGUAACUUUGUAUCGUUGGUCUCGAUAUCGCUGCAUGCUCAGUAUGACGAGUCCUGGCCGGGCAC